Messenger RNA from Amaranthus tricolor (Joseph's coat), 549 nucleotides. Its product is annotated as 30S ribosomal protein S16, chloroplastic. The transcript has 2 exons. The coding region runs from base 173 to 439 and encodes 88 amino acids. Gene Ontology annotation, molecular function: structural constituent of ribosome. Gene Ontology annotation, cellular component: small ribosomal subunit; ribosome. Lineage: Eukaryota; Viridiplantae; Streptophyta; Magnoliopsida; Caryophyllales; Amaranthaceae. Gene Ontology annotation, biological process: mitochondrial translation. The record is from RefSeq and is a predicted model, not a curated record.
AUUACUAAAUAAACAUUCCAUUACUAAAUAAACAUUCCAUUACUAAAUAAUAUAAUAACUUAAGAUAUAUUCCAUAUAAUAUAUAUGUAUUGACUGUCCUGACUGAACCAAUGACUAUUCAUGAUUCCAUAAUUGAAUCAACCGCAUACCGGUUCCAAAUUUGAGGAAUGUUAUGGUGAAACUUCGUUUGAAACGAUGUGGUAGAAAGCAACGAGCCGUCUAUCGAAUUGUUGCAAUUGAUGUUCGGUCCCGAAGAGAGGGAAGAGAUUUGCAGAAAGUGGGUUUUUAUGAUCCGAUCAAAAAUCAAACUUAUUUAAAUGUUCCUGCUAUUCUAGAUUUUCUUGAAAAAGGUGCUCAACCUACAGAGACUGUCUAUGAUAUUUUCAAGAGGGCGGAGGUUUUUAAGGAAUUUCGCCUUAAUCAAACAAAGUUCACUUAAUGAACUAAAAAACAAAGAUAAUGUGGUGGUAGUUUGGUAGAAUUUUUUUAUUCCUUAUUCUCGUCCUGUCUAUUUUUUUUUUUUUAUGUAGUGCCAAUCCAACACAAAAA